UGACGAGUUUGCAGUUGUAGAAGUUAUAUAAAUUACUUACCAGCUGGAAUAAUCUUUUAAUGGCGCACCCGCUUAUUUAAUCGUAUAUUGACAAAUUUCGUGAAGUUUAAAUGCCGUUGGUAGUAGCACAAACAGACUGGAAUUAAUGCAUGUUAGCAAGCCAUUUAUGAUAGCUAGCUAACGUUAGCCGCUAGUUAGAAAUUGGCGCUGCAAGUCUGUGGCCAGUGGCCACAUCAGAUUGGUAGAAUUAGCUUUGCUGCUAUUAUAGUAGCAGCUACUCCACGUUUGUUAUGGAACGCAUGGUAGGGAAUUAUAUCUAAUCACAGGCAUGUGUUUAAUCUCUAUCACUAUUUCCGCUAGUCUUGAAGUUUUAGAAGCCGUCCACACAAACUGGAGCUAACUUCAACGUUUUGCAAUGGCAUGGAAAUCAAGGACUCGCAGCUUGCAGGUUUUUGACACGGAGUUGAGUGCUGAUACGGUUGAAUGGUGUCCUGUUCCCCAAUGGCAUCACAUUCUGGCAUGUGGGACCUACCAGCUACAGAAGAGCCAAGAUGGGGCAGUUGAAGAGUCGGACACGCCAAAUAGGAUCGGCCGAUUAUAUGUGUUCCGUUAUCAACAACAAGGGGCAUUGUGUCCUCCUUUGACUGAACUUCAGCGCAUUGACACACCCGCCAUACUAGAUGUAAAAUGGUGUCAUGUUCCAGUGUCAGGACAACCACUUUUGGGCAUGGCUACAGCCACAGGGGAACUACAGCUGCACUCGCUGCAGGACACACAGGAUGGCCUUUGUGUUCUGGAUAAAGUGUCAAGCACAGAGCUUGGCCCUGAAAGGCUAGCACUCUCCUUGGACUGGUCUACAGGGAGAGGUGACAGUAGUGCAAUCCGUGUGGUGUCCAGUGACUCUAAAGGCUGUGUUAAUGUGCUGGGUCUGACCGAGACGAGCCUGACUGCUCUGUCGCAGUGGAAAGCUCAUGACUUUGAAGCUUGGAUAGCAGCCUUCAGCUACUGGGACACACAGAUCAUUUACUCUGGUGGGGAUGAUUGCAAACUGAAAGGCUGGGAUCUUAGGAUAGGUCCCUCCUGUCCCACCUUCAGCAGCAAGAGUCACUCCAUGGGCGUGUGUAGCAUUCACAGCAGCCCUCACCGGGAACACAUCCUAGCGACGGGCAGUUACGACGAGCACGUGCUGCUGUGGGAUGGGCGAAACAUGCGGCGGCCUCUCAGUGAAAGUGCCAUGGGGGGAGGGGUGUGGCGUCUGAAGUGGCAUCCUACCCACGAGCACCUGUUGCUGGCAGCCUGCAUGCACAAUGACUUCCACAUACUCCACUGCCAGGAGGCUAUGGAGGGCAGUGAAGGACCUUGUCCCAUCUUGGCCUCCUAUAUCCUACACAACUCCCUUGCCUAUGGGGCAGACUGGUCCCGCGUGUCUCUGGACAGCCCUCCUCCGGCCUCCCCUCAGGGGUCGAGAGAACCCAGCCGGCCCCAGCCAGAGGUGGGGGGCCACCUCAGGAUCCAGUAUGAGUCCCCCACGGCCAGCUUCGACACCUCCCUAGAGGACGAGAUGGGCCGCUACAUCCCCGAGCCCUCUCCCCAGCCAGACCCUCGCUCGAUUGCGGCCCCCACACCAGCGCUGGACUCUCCCUCGGUCUCCUGCCUGCUGGCCAGCUGCUCUUUCUACGACCACAUGCUGCACGUGUGGCGCUGGGACUGGAGCCCAAAGGAGGCCGAGGCAGGUCAGGACCAGGCUAUCGGUGACAGCGCAGCCGCAGCACUGUGAGACGCAACCACAAACAGUCACAGUUGACUUCCUAUUCAUCAGAACUGAUGCAAAGAGGCGUCGAUGUGUCAAACGUUUUACAUCAGGGUAGACGAGGAGCAAAGCUGACAAAUGAAGGGUACUGUCAGCAUUGCUGUGAGCCACAAAAAAAUGAAGGUGGUCAACAUUGCAUAUGUACAAAUGAAAAUUCUAGUCUCCCUGGUCAUCUCAGACACUGUAGCCUAUAGACGGGCUUCCCGUUUACCAAUAAAACUAGAUGCAUGCGCAGCCUCGGGGCAGAAGACGCUCAGUGGCCGGACACGUUAUAAACUUAACCUAAUAGUCGGCUGCUGUAAGGCUUUUUUGUAUACCCAUGCUGUCUCAAUGAUGACACCUCAUGUCAGAGUUUAUUUCAGAAUUUGGCAGUUUGUCAUGUUAUUAAUAUAACAUAAUUCUUUGGCGUUUUUGGCAAAGAUAUGCAUUUCAGGGCUCUCUAACCAUCACUGUUUUGAUUGGUGCGUUUUCAGCACAAAAACUCCUUGUAAUCUUUUCGUGGAUAUCACUGCCCUAUGCUUUCCUAUGGUGCUUUCUGCCUCGGAGUUGUGCAAACAUUUUUUUUAAGGUGACGUUGCAUAGAAAUCCAUGUAUUAGGUGCAUUAUGGAAAAAUUGAACAUGAAGUUCUCAAAACUAAUCUUGAUUGGCUUCCCCCAAGGCAGUGCUGGAAUGCACACAAAGGGGGAAAGUAGGGAGGACACUGAGGGAAAGGGUUGUGUAUUUGUUGAGCUUGAGUUUUUUUCUAAACGAUAACCUUCCCCCAGUAAUCACCAAUACCUUUAAAAGCAUGUUUAUUCCCAAAUUAAUGAAUGUACACUUUCAAGAAUUUGUCAGUGCUCUUAUAGAUUCUAGAUUUUUUUUUUCAUCCCAUAUGCAAACUUUUCAUAAUGAUGCCCAACGCAAUGUGGAGAAGGACAAGUGCAUGUUUCAAAUUGAUGAGGCGGCACUAAAAACAACAUACACAGAUUACUUGAAAAUGCACCAGCAAUGUCUACCUAUUUAUUCUAUCAACCAGUUUGUUUUUGCAAACAUAAACAACCUUUUUUUUUUUUUUAAACAUAAAAAAAAGUCUGUAUUUUCAAGACUGUCCAGGCAAUAAAUGUUUUUAGCAUUGUACUCCA
Alosa alosa (allis shad) is the source of this 2932-nucleotide messenger RNA. It is a transcript of the gene dph7, whose product is annotated as diphthamide biosynthesis 7. The transcript has 9 exons. The record is from RefSeq and is a predicted model, not a curated record. Gene Ontology annotation, molecular function: protein binding. NCBI's taxonomy places the organism in Eukaryota, Metazoa, Chordata, Actinopteri, Clupeiformes, Clupeidae. The coding region runs from base 416 to 1777 and encodes 453 amino acids.